Molecule: messenger RNA, 2607 nt
Organism: Impatiens glandulifera
Lineage: Eukaryota; Viridiplantae; Streptophyta; Magnoliopsida; Ericales; Balsaminaceae
Product: delta-1-pyrroline-5-carboxylate synthase
Exons: 21
Coding region: 222-2378 (718 amino acids)
Cellular component (GO): cytoplasm
Molecular function (GO): glutamate-5-semialdehyde dehydrogenase (NADP+) activity; ATP binding; glutamate 5-kinase activity
Source: RefSeq, a predicted model, not a curated record
AGUGAACACCUCUAUAACUCUGUUCAUAUCAACAUAGCUCCAUUCUCCAAAGGUCAAAAGAGGUACGAAUUCGGAGGCCACCCUUUUCAUCUCCAUCUUCACAUGUUCUUCGGUUUGCCAACCCUAUCCUGGCUGGCUAGAUUUUUGGCGGAUUCUGCUGGGUUUAUUUUCUUCAUUUUGAUAGAGAACCAAGAGGCGGGUUCAGCUCCAUUUUAUCAGACAUGGCGGAUUCUGUUGACUCGACAAGGACAUUCGUUAAUGGCGUUAGACGUGUCGUGGUCAAGGUUGGGACUGCUGUGGUCACUCGAGCAGAUGGAAGGCUAGCACUUGGGAGACUGGGUGCUCUAUGUGAACAGAUCCAACAGCUGAAUUCUGAUGGAUAUGAGGUUAUUUUGGUAACAUCGGGUGCAGUUGGUGUUGGUCGUCAGCGUCUUAGAUAUCGUCGGCUAAUUAAUAGCAGCUUUGCUGACCUCCAGAAACCACAAACUGAACUUGAUGGGAAGGCAUGUGCGGCUGUUGGACAAAAUGGUCUUAUGGCAUUGUAUGAUACUUUGUUUAGUCAGUUGGAUGUUACAUCAGCUCAGCUACUUGUCACUGACAAUGAUUUUAGAGAUUCAGAGUUCAGGAAGCAACUUAAUGAAAGAGUUAAAUCAUUGUUGGAUCUUAAGGUGGUUCCAAUAUUUAAUGAAAAUGAUGCUAUCAGCACCAGAAGGGCUCCAUAUGAGGACUCUUCUGGUAUUUUCUGGGAUAACGACAGUUUAGCUGCUCUACUAGCUUUAGAGCUUAAGGCUGAUAUCCUAGUCCUUUUGAGUGAUGUAGAUGGUCUUUAUAGUGGUCCUCCUAGUGAUCCACAUUCAAAGCUAAUUCACACAUAUAUUAAGGGACAUCAUGAUGGUGCAAUUACUUUUGGUGAUAAAUCGAGAGUUGGAAGAGGAGGUAUGACUGCCAAAGUAAAAGCAGCUGUCUAUGCUGCCCAUGCUGGAAUACCUGUUGUUAUCACCAGUGGCUUUGCUCCUGGCAACAUCAUAAAAGUGCUCCAAGGGAAUCGUAUUGGUACACUCUUCCAUAAAGAUGCACACACCUGGUCCUCCGAUGGAGAAGUUGGCGCUCGCGAGAUGGCUAUUGCUGCUCGAGAUAGUUCCAGAAAGCUACAGGCCUUGGCUCCCGAGGAUAGGCGUAAAAUUUUACUGGACAUAGCUGAUGCCCUAGAGACGAAUGAAAAGUUGAUUAAAACUGAAAAUGAUGCAGACAUUGCUGCUGCACAACAGGCAGGGUAUGAAAGUUCACUGAUCUCGCGACUGGCUUUGAAGACUGGGAAGAUUUCCAGUCUUGCUAAAUCCAUUCGCACACUUGCCAACCUGGAUGAACCAAUUGGUCAUAUUCUGAAGAGAACUGAGAUUUCAGAUCGUUUUAUCUUGGAGAAAACAUCAUCUCCCUUGGGCGUCCUGUUGAUUAUUUUUGAGUCCCGUCCUGAUGCUUUAGUUCAGAUUGCUUCAUUGGCAAUUCGAUCUGGGAAUGGUUUGCUCUUGAAGGGAGGAAAGGAGGCCAAAAGGUCAAAUGCAAUCUUGCACAAGGUUAUAACAUCUGCAAUACCGGAAACUGUUGGGUCAAGACUUAUCGGACUUGUCACUUCCAGAGAUGAGAUCCCAGAACUGCUCAAGCUUGAUGAUGUGAUUGACCUUGUGAUUCCAAGAGGCAGCAAUAGCCUUGUUUCUCAGAUCAAGGAAUCAACAAAAAUUCCGGUUCUUGGUCAUGCAGAUGGUAUUUGCCAUGUUUAUGUUGAUAAAUCCGCCAAUUUGGAUAUGGCAAAGCGCAUUGUUCUGGACUCAAAAACAGAUUAUCCUGCAGCCUGUAAUGCAAUGGAGACACUUCUUGUUCACAAGGAUUUAACACAAAAUGGUGAACUGAACGAACUUAUUGUAGAACUCCAGAUUAAAGGUGUCACCAUAUAUGGUGGUCCCAAGGCAAGCUCUUUGCUCAAUAUUCCACAGGCCUCCUCAUUACAUCACGAAUAUAGUUCACUUGCUUGCACUGUUGAAAUAGUGGAUAAUGUUUAUGGUGCCAUUGAUCAUAUACAUCAACAUGGAAGUGCGCACACUGACAGUAUUAUCGCAGAAGACCCUGAAGUUGCAGAGGUCUUUCUAUGCCAAGUUGACAGUGCUGCUGUGUUCCACAAUGCAAGCACUAGAUUUUGUGAUGGGGCACGUUUUGGGCUUGGUGCUGAGGUUGGAAUAAGUACAGGUAGGAUACAUGCUCGUGGCCCUGUUGGAGUCGAAGGACUAUUGACAACACGAUGGAUUGCUCGAGGGAGUGGUCAAAUUGUAGAUGGCGAUAAAGGGGUUGUUUACACACACAAAGACGUCACUUUCCGAGGUUGAGUUUUUAUGGGUCACGAACAAAGUAUUAUUAGUGCCUUUUUUACAAUAUUUUCAGUUAUUUCGAGCAAAAAUAAAAUUGAGAUUGGAUUUUCCUUCAUGUAAGAACUGGGAACUUGCUUUCUCUUUGAAUUGAUCUUACUGAAUUUACCUUUGAUGUUAUAUUUGUUGGAAAAAAUCUUUAGUUUAAGUUGUUUUAUUUAAUUAAAUAAAAGAUCUAAUCUUUAGGACA